This is a messenger RNA of Erinaceus europaeus (western European hedgehog), 911 nucleotides long. Its product is annotated as small ribosomal subunit protein uS15-like. The record is from RefSeq and is a predicted model, not a curated record. Gene Ontology annotation, cellular component: ribosome; nucleolus; cytosolic small ribosomal subunit. The coding region runs from base 21 to 419 and encodes 132 amino acids. Gene Ontology annotation, molecular function: structural constituent of ribosome; small ribosomal subunit rRNA binding. Lineage: Eukaryota; Metazoa; Chordata; Mammalia; Eulipotyphla; Erinaceidae. The transcript has a single exon. Gene Ontology annotation, biological process: translation.
GGAAGGGAAAGGAGGAAAAGAUGGGUCGCACGCACGCUCCCAGGAAGGGUCUGUCCCAGUCAGCGCUGCCUUACCACCGCAGUGUCCCCACCUGGCUGAAGCUGACUUCUGACGAUGUGAAGGAGCAGAUCUACAAACUGGCCAAGAAGGGUCUCACGCCCUCCCAGAUUGGUGUGAUCCUGAGGGACUCCCAUGGUGUCUCUCAAGUGCGCUUUGUGACGGGCAGUAAGAUCCUGAGAAUCCUGAAGUCCAAGGGACUUGCACCUGACCUGCCUGAGGACCUCUACCACUUAAUUAAGAAAGCUGUUGCCGUCAGGAAGCAUCUGGAGAGGAACAGAAAGGAUAAGGAUGCCAAAUUUCGUCUGAUUCUGAUAAAGAGCCAUAUUCACCGGUUAGCUCACUAUUAUAAGACCAAAUGAGUCCUCCCCCUCAACUGGAAAUAUGAAUCAUCCACAGCCUCCGCCUUGGUUGCUUAAAUGUGCGUGUACCCAAACAAUAAAAGCCUUUAACUAGAAAAUAAAAGAAAGAAAGAAAGAAAGAAAGAAAGAAAGAAAGAAAGAAAGAAAGAAAAGCAAGGAGGAAGAGAGAAGGGAAUGCUUUAGCCUGUGCUUGCCAUUCUGAUCACCUCUAAAAUGACCUUGUGACCCCAGGGUGUUUUCUAGAAGAAACCAUUCUAGUAAUGGAAUUUGGAAAGAUGUCUUAGGAUAAGCCUGCUGCUCAUGUAUCAGGAAUUGAACUCAGUGCUUCUGGCAUGGAAAGCAUGUACCCUAACCACUGAGCUACGCCCAUGGUACCAACAUUCUUGCCAGUUUCAUUGGUCCCCACUGUUUUUGUUUUCACUUAUGGAAGACAAAGAGGAAGAAACAAAAAAAAAAAAAAAAAGAAAGAAAAGAAAAAAAAAAAAAGAGGAA